UGAAGAACCGUUGUUAUCAGAUCCAAGUGGUUCUUUCAAGUGUUCACAAUGCGCGGAAUUUUCUACGUUCUGGGGCUGUUGCUGGCUCUGGGAUUAACAUCGGCAGAUCCUCAAUACUGUCUGCACGAGAUGUUGAGGACGGAUGAGCGUAUCGCAUCCCAUGGCUAUCCGACAGAGACCCAUGAGGUGGAAACUGAAGAUGGCUAUGUGUUGACCCUCUUCCGUAUUCCGUAUUCUCACAAUUUGCAGAAUCAGAAUGAAAAGCGUCCUCCAGUGUUGUUGCAACAUGGUUUAUUCAGCAACUCGGAUUGUUGGAUAGCCUCUGGCCCGGACAACUCCCUGGCCUAUCUGCUGGCCGAUGCUGGCUACGAUGUCUGGCUGGGAAAUGCUCGCGGUAAUAUCUACUCACGAGCCAAUAGCCAAAUCUCCUUGAAUAGUCCUCGCUUCUGGCACUUUGAUUGGCAUGAGAUUGGCACUAUCGAUCUUGCGGCUAUGAUCGAUUAUAUAUUGAGUGAAACUGGCUACUCCCAGCUGCAUUAUGCUGGUCACUCCCAGGGCACAACUUGCUACAUGGUGUUGCUCUCCGAGCGUCCAGAGUACAAUGACAAGAUCAAGUCGGCUCAUAUGUUGGCUCCUUGUGCCUUCUUCGAGCACGGCAGAUCGGCCGUCUUCAGGUGGCUUAGCCCAUUGGUGGGCACUCCCGGUGGCAUGUGGAAUCAGUUGAUGGUGGACAUGGAACUGAUACCGCACAAUAAUCUACUCAAUCGUUUGAUCGACAACAGUUGCGGCUCUGGCAGUCCCUUCGAUUCCAUAUGCAAGAACGGAUUUCUGAUGUUCGCCAAUGGAGGUUAUCAAAAUAUCAAUCUCACCGCCAUGCAACAGUUGAUUGAAACACAUCCAGCUGGUGCCUCAAGCAACCAGGGUAUUCAUUACCUGCAGCUGUUUACUUCACAUUUUUUCCGUCAAUACGACUGGGGCACUAAGAAGAACCAGGAGCUUUAUGGCCAGGAUUCUCCGCCAGACUAUGAUUUGAGCUUAAUUAAAGCAAAAACGCAUUCGUAUUCCAGUCCGAAUGAUGCACUUUGUGGUCCAGAGGAUGUUGAUACUCUUGUUUCGAAGUUCAUCCAUCUGGAGGAAGAUCAUCGUGUGCCUUGGGAAAGUUUCAAUCAUUUGGACUUCAUUGUGGCCAACAACAUGAAGGAAUUGAUCAAUGAUUUGGUUGUCGAAAGAAUUAACAAAUAUGAACGCCGUUAAUUGAUCUUAAUUUGAAAAUAAACUGGGCUAUAAUCCAUUUAUUUGAGUUAUCA
Messenger RNA from Drosophila innubila, 1307 nucleotides. Its product is annotated as lipase 3. Gene Ontology annotation, biological process: lipid metabolic process. Lineage: Eukaryota; Metazoa; Arthropoda; Insecta; Diptera; Drosophilidae. The record is from RefSeq and is a predicted model, not a curated record. Gene Ontology annotation, molecular function: hydrolase activity, acting on ester bonds. Bases 49 to 1254 code for a protein of 401 amino acids. The transcript is spliced from 2 exons.